Ziziphus jujuba (common jujube) is the source of this 1927-nucleotide messenger RNA. RefSeq lists its product as uncharacterized. The transcript is spliced from 5 exons. Bases 179 to 1765 code for a protein of 528 amino acids. The record is from RefSeq and is a predicted model, not a curated record. NCBI's taxonomy places the organism in Eukaryota, Viridiplantae, Streptophyta, Magnoliopsida, Rosales, Rhamnaceae.
GAAUUCUCUUGUAGUAAGUAACCGGAGGGUAAGAAAGUGUGAAACCGUUAAACCCUAAACCCAUUGCCAUCACUUCUGCUGCAGCAGCACUUAAAACUUAGGGAUUUUUGACAUUGCAAAGCUGCAAGUCAGCGAAUUUGAUCCCACCGAACAACUGUGUUCGAUUAGAUUAGCCGCGAUGGCUUUGGCUCUUAUCGAACGCCCUGGUUCCUCCUCAAACCCAUAUCCCCUUAUCAGCGAAAACUACGAGCUCAAGCUUACCCAAUCAAUCCGAAGCCUUUUAGCUGAAGUCAGAGAAAAAGGCCAUCUACCCACUCAUUUUAUUGAGGAUUUCUAUGGACUAAUGCAAGCAAGAGCCGACCCACCUCUGGAUUCCAUCUGGGUCUACGCCGCACUUGUAUUUCGUAGCCGCGAAACGCCAAAGACCGAACCUUUGGAUGAAAUAGCAGCUGCAGAAGACUUGUUUCACCUGGUAUCAGCAUGCUCGGCACCUUGUGGGUCGUCGAAGAGCAUCGCACUGCUUGCUCCUGUGGUGUGCCUGGUUCACAAGGUGGUUGUCCAUUUGUGCGGUGGUGGGAAGGACUUGACAUUGAACAAGAGAGACAAGAAAGCGAUGAAAAAGGUUAAAUCUUUGGUGGAAGUGAUUCUUGGUUACAUAAGUGUAUGCUGCGGCAAGGAUUUCUCUGAUGAGGAGGUUGGUCAGAAAUCAAUUACGCGUUUUGUGGAUUUAGUUCGCCUCUGGAUGGAUUCAAAUGUGGAAUUUGAAUCUUUCUUACCUCUUGUUAAUAGUGAGGUCCGUACAAGGCUUUGUGCGGGAGAAUGUGAAGUGGGUUACUUGGCUGGAGUUGUCAUUGCGGAGGUGUUCCUGUUGAAACUGUGCUUGAAUUUCAGAUUUGGAGGUUCAAGGGAGGAUUUAGAGAGAGACUUAAGGAGUUGGGCCGUUGGUUCCAUAACUGGUUUUUGCAACUUUCACUUUUUCGGGAUCCUUCUGAGAAUGCUGCUGGAGAAGACUUUGCCGCUUGCCUUAAUAUUGAGCUGUGAAGAUGAAAUUUUAUUGAGGAAGGUUAUUUAUGAUGCCAUCAUACUUUGUGAGUACCCUUUUGUUAACCCUGAGAGAGCCAUCCACCUGAAUGUUGACCGCAUGAGAAGUCUUGACAUGACAAGAUUGAUUGUUACACAUGAGGCCAUGGAGUAUCUUAGGGAACAUGGAGAUCAGAGGAGAUCUAUCUCUUACGCAAAUGCCUUCUCCAAUUCACAUUUACCUACACAGAUUAUUGAAUGGUUCAAAAAGGCGGAAACUGCAAGUAAAUUGAGUAGAUCUUCUCCUAAAGCUCUUAUAAAGUGGCUUUUUGACCUUGAGCAUCAAGGGGUAAGAGUAUUUGAUGAUAGUGACUUGAAGUAUCGUGCCAAAUCAAUUUGUGAUACAUCCAAAACAGACUUUGAGCAACCAGCACAUGAGUUGGAGAGCGAGAAAUUGGGAGAUGAUCUUCUAUUUUGGGUAGAUAACAAGCGUGAGAAGGAAGAUACAGAUGAGGAGGUUGAAAAGGCAAACGAAUCCAUGAAUGCUGCAUUUAUUGCUGCCUCCCACAACAUGAAGCCAAUGGACAAAGUGGGAAGAAAACGGAAAGAAGAGACAGGUGCUGAAAUGAAAAAGAAAAUAAAGUUGAUCGACUUAAAUGGGAGUUUGCCACUGGUGACUUCUGAUGACCAUAGCAGCAGCGGAAGCGAGGUCGACAAUCCACUCUCUGAUGAGGAUACUGAGUAGAAGGAAACAGACGCUUAUUCAUAACAAAUUAUCAUUUUUUUAUAAUUAUUUUCUUUUAUUUCUGUUGGCUUUGUCAAUAUUAUUUAGUUUUUAAUGACAACUUGUAUUAAUGCAACGAGAGUUAUUUUUAUGAGGAUGUCAGUAUUCUGAUUUAAACAAAAA